Messenger RNA from Micromonas commoda, 2406 nucleotides. RefSeq lists its product with no specific name. The transcript is spliced from 2 exons. The record is from RefSeq and is a predicted model, not a curated record. Gene Ontology annotation, cellular component: microtubule. Gene Ontology annotation, biological process: microtubule bundle formation; microtubule polymerization; positive regulation of protein polymerization. Bases 1 to 2406 code for a protein of 801 amino acids. Gene Ontology annotation, molecular function: calcium ion binding; tubulin binding. NCBI's taxonomy places the organism in Eukaryota, Viridiplantae, Chlorophyta, Mamiellophyceae, Mamiellales, Mamiellaceae.
AUGGCGACCGCACACGUGGUCACGACGUCUCUGUCGGCGCUCUUGAAGGACGCGGAGGUGCUCCAGAAUGCGCUCGGCAGCGAGACCGCGGCGCUCAACGUCAGCCUCGCGCAGGCGCGCCAGAUCCUCGCGCCCGACGACCCGCCGUUCGAGAACCCCGAGCUGGAUCGGCUCAUGAAGGAGGCUGCCGCGCGCGAGAAGGAGCGUCGCAACUCGGGGGGAUUCGACGGCAGGCAACGCAGGAGCUCGAACGAGAAAACCCCCGCCGCCGAGAUCACCAAGGCAUCGUCCCUCAAGGUCUCCGCCGGCAAGGCCGCCUUCGGCACCGAGUCCCUCCAGGAGGCGUUCAAACGCUACGACGUCGACAACAGCGGCUACCUCGACUUCGGCGAGGUCUCCGUCGCGCUCGCCGACAUGGGCUGCCUCGAGGGCGUCCUCGCGUCCAAGGCUGGCGAACUCUUCGACGACUUCGACGUCGACGGCGACGGCCAAGUGGACUUCGACGAGUUCGAGGAGCUCGCCGCGAGGGUCAAGGAGCUCAAGGGCAGCGUCAAUCAGAGACCCGCGCCCGAGGUUCCCGCUGGCUUUGCCGAAUCCGCCGCGGCGCUCGCGCUUCGAAGGUCCUUCGAGGCGUUCGCCGGGUACGGCUCGGGGGGCAACGCCGGGGACGGGGCGGACGCGGUGACGGGGCGGGACUGGGCCAAGCUCGUGAGGGACUGCGGCCUCAUCGGCGGAUCCGUCAACAAGGCGUCGUGCGACAUCAUCUUCGCGAGAGCCACGGGGCGUAACUCCCGAACGCUGCGGUGGGAGGACGGCACGUUCCUCCAGGCGUGCGCGCACAUCGCCGCGGAGCACCGCGUGACGUUCGGCCAGGUCGCGUCGCGCAUCUCCCAGUGCGCCCCGCAGGCGACCAAUCCGGGCGCCUCCGCGUCCGCAUCCGCGGGCGCCGAGGAGAGAAACGCCGCCGCCGCCGCCCGAGCGGCCGCGGAGUCCGCCAACGGCCCAGUCCCGGGCCCGGAGGCCACGUCCCCGGGCGCGCUGCGGUCUAUAUUCGGGCAGUACCUCGCGGCGAGCGGCGAGGCGGGCGCGCAAGCGCUCGCGCCCGUCGAGGCGCUUCACGCGUACGCGGAUCUGGGUUUGCUUCGAUGCGUCGCGCUCGACGCGGCGCAAUCCGCGGUGACCGCCGCGGUGGCGGCGUCCGAGGGUACCCCGGAGGCGAACGCGACCAAGGCGGCCUCGGCGAACGGCGCGUCCACGUCGUCGCUCGUCUCCCCCGCGCCGUUCGCCGCGUGCGCCAAGAAGCUCGCGGCGCUGCAGUCGAGGAGCGCGUACAAGGCUCCGGACGUCGUGGAGCUCAUUGGCGAGGACAGGCGGAGGAUGCUCGCGGCGUUUGAGGCGUUCGGGGGCAGCAAGCACGGGAUGCGUCCGGAGGCGUUCGAGGCGACGGUGCGCGCGUGCGGGCUGAUCGGCGCCAAGGUCACCGAGGGCACCGCCGCGGUCAUCUUCGCCAAGUGCAAGCACUUGGCGGGCAACAAGAGCAUGGUGCCCAAGGUGAUGACGUUCGAAGGUUUCGCGCAGGCGAUGGCGCACGUCGCGUCGGAGUACUCCGUCAAGUUCGAGGUGGUCAAGGACAGGGUGUUCAAGUGCACGCCGCGAACGGAGGCGCAAAAGGCUCAAGAGACGGCGGAGAAGGCCCGGAAGGAAGCCGCGAAAAAAGCCGCGGCGGUGGCUGAGGCCAACGCGCCGGUUCGAAAGCCGUGGGAGAGCAAGAAGAACAACGACAGGGCCGAGGCGGAGGCCAGGGCGGCGGAGGCGGCGGAGGCGGCCGCAGCCGCAGCCGCGGCGGAGGCUGCGGCGAAGGCUGCCGCGGACGCCGCGAGCGCCGACCCGGUCCAGGCGCCGCUGUCGAAUCCGUGCGACGUCCCCGGGGAGGCGUACACCGACGCCGAGCUCAUCGCCGCGUACGAAGCGUUCGCGACGCAUACCCAAAGGGGAACGAUGAGCGUCGACGCGGCGGGCUGGAAUAAGAUCGUGCGCGCGUGCGGGCUCGUCGGCGGCGCCCUCACGGACGCGGUGGCGACGCGAAUCUUCGACGAGAGCGGCGCGCGGUCGCACCCCACCGGGCGCAUGCACUUCGCCGAGUGGGUCGACGCGCUGGCCGUCGUGGGCGGGACCCACGGGGUGAUGUUCAAGGUUGUCGAGGCGAGGGUCAAGUCGGUGGCGGAGAAGCAGAAGGCGGCGGGGACGGCGUCGAGACCGAUCCAGGUGGUGGAGGCCGAGGCGCCGCCGCCGCCGGCGGCGCCGGCGCAGGCGACCGCGGCGGCGGCGACGGAUGCCGGGGCGACGAAGAAGAAGAAGAAGAAGGGGAUGUUCGGCUCGAUGUUCAGCUCCAAGAGCAAGAAGUGA